This is a messenger RNA of Paramuricea clavata, 975 nucleotides long. The record is from the annotation of a GenBank genome assembly. NCBI's taxonomy places the organism in Eukaryota, Metazoa, Cnidaria, Anthozoa, Malacalcyonacea, Plexauridae.
AUGGCUGAAGACCCGAUUGUGCCCGAGCUAAGGCUGGGUCUAUGCCUUUAUCGAUUGGGAAGAGGUGAUUACUACUACACAAUUGCCGAAAUGGUAGGACUGGGUGUUUCUACGGUUUGCUCGAUUGUUCAAGAAGUGUGUCAAGCCCUUGUAGAACAAUUGUGGACAAACACGAUAUCUAGACAUAUGCCACAAUCACGACAGGAAGUUACGAAAAAGAUCUUGGAUAUGGAGGAGUUCUGGCAGUUUCCUUGCUGCUGGGCUGCAGUUGACGGCUGCCACAUUCCCAUAAAGUGUCCCUCUGGAGGUCUAGAGGCAUCGAAAGAGUACCAUAACUUUAAAAAUUUUUAUUCCGUUGUUCUUAUGGCAUUAGUUGAUUCACAUUAUAGAUUCAUAUGGGGCAGUUGCGGUUUUCCAGGAAACUCGCACGAUUCUAUAAUUUUCCAAUCGACUGUCUUGUGGGAUUCAAUCCAAGAAAGCUGCAUUCCUGAAAUGGGUAGGGUUGUAGGAACAGUGAAUGUUCCUCCAUUGAUUGUGGGAGAUGCAGCUUUUCCUCUUCGGACAUGGCUCAUGAAACCAUAUACCGAUGCAGUUUUAAGCCCUCAGCAGAAAUACUUCAAUUACCGAUUGAGCAGAGCCCGUAUGGUUACAGAAGGUGCGUAUGGGCAACUGAAGGGAAGAUGGAGGGUUCUACUUCGUAAAAAUGAGUGUGACAGGGAUCUGGUAAGCCUUGGUACUCUUGCAUGCAUGAUUCUACACAACAUUUGUAUUGAACAGGGCGAUUCACUUUCAAAGAAACUCGACCUUACCUUUAACCCAGACACCCUGGGUAAGCGAAACCGCGAUGAGAUCAGAGAACUAUUACAAAUGACUGACUGUCCAAAAACAAAAGAUACCGGAGCUUUGGCAAAGAACGUUAGAGAUGCACUUUGUCAAAAAGUGUGGUUAGAGAAAGAAACUGGAAAAGUUUCUUGA